AUGCCUCCGAUAAGAGCAAGAGCAAGAGGAUAUACAAGGAGCGAGAGCGUGUUCCACCAAAACCUCACCACAGCAGACCGUGAAGAACUACUCAAAUUGCAGACCUUGCGUGACAUUCCCAAGUCAAAAUAUGCAACGCAGUCUUGCUUGACUGGAAUUCCGUCAGGACGCAGCCGGAAGAUCAUCUACUCUCACGUAGAGAUUUAUAAGAAUGUAGAAGAGAUUGCUACUGAUCUCCGCGAAGCAGGUGUUCGUCCACAAUCAGUCUGUGCUUUUAUUCUGCACAAUUCCAUUGAAGCGGUUGUUUACAUACAAGCGUUGCAGUGGAUUGGAGCCAUUGCAGUUCCUAUCGACCCUGGGUUAUCUGAACAGGACAUUUCCUUGGUGUUGAAGCACACCAAGGCCUUAACUGUUGUUUCCAAACUUGUUGAUGAGGAAGAACAAGCAAGCGAUGAACUCUUUCAAAAGAUAAGGGCUGCUUGUGGACCGAUUGAGUUGAUUGAAUGGUACAUUGCACGCUCCACAAAUAGGGGAGUGUUUCUCGAUCGAAAGGACCGUCGCGCUGGAGAGGGAGCGGCAUGGGCAGGCGGGGCAGGCGAUUUCAAGUACGAUCCUUCGGAGACGUCUGUUCGUCUGACGACUCCUGAUGGAAGCGACUGCCUUUCCGUUGAUAUAACUCAUCGCAGUAUCACGACGGCCACCAGAGAGUUUUCUAAUACUUACAGUCUGACAGCAGAAAUGUCGACGUUGCUCAUUUUCCCGAUCCAUUCUAUACAGGGUUUGUUGUGCGUGCUCGCAAGCAUGUACUCUGGUGGAAGUGUUGCAAUUCGUGAGGGGAGCACUAUUGAGCCAGAGAAUAUCCUCAAGCUUGCAGCAGACUACAAAAUCAACUGGUUCUCAGCGAGUCCAGACAUUGUUCUUUCUGUGUACGCAUAUGUUUGCCGUGACUCUUCUGUUCUGAAAAAUGUCAACCUUUCGUUCAUUCGUUCUGUUGAUGGAACGAUUCCAGAAGCCCAAAUGCAAGCCAUCGAACCGGCGUUGAGAACACCUGUUUUGGAGGCAUAUGGAACUUCAGAGACUUGUGGUAUGGUUUCUGGGAGUAAAGACGUUGAUUUUCGUCCAGGGGCUUGUGGACAAGCAAUUAACGGAUGUGAAAUCAUCAUUUUGGACGCAACAGGAAAGGCUGUGUCCCCCACGACAGUAGGAAGGAUCGCAGUCAGAGGGGUGCAUAUCUGCAAGGAAUAUAUUGACAACGACGCUGCGAACAAGGAACGCUUUGUUGAGAUAGCGGACGGAGACAGUUCCAAACGGUACUUUCUUACUGGAGACGAGGGCUUCCUUAGCAAGGACGGGUAUCUAUCAGUUACAAAUGAUGCCCGUUCACGUAAAAAUGUCCCUCCGAUAGUCCCCCUGACGCAGAAGGAGAAUCUUAAGAAUGCUGAGGAAGAGAAGGUGGCUGACGAGGCCCGUAAAAAAGCCGAGGAAGAGAAGAGGCUUGAAGAGGAAAAACGUUUACAAGAAGCGGAGAAACGUCGUCUUGAACAAGAAGAAGAAUCUAAAAGACUGGCCGAGGAGAAAAGACAAGUAGAGGAGCACGAAAAAGAAGAAGCACGUCUUCGAACGGAGCAAUCUGAAGUACGCGCAUUAGCAUCUAUAGCAAAUGAUGACGACGAUGACAGCUCUUCCAAUCAAGCAUCCAGAUCCUUAUCCUCCUCCCGACGAAGCUCCUCUCGAAUUAACGAAGAAAUGUUCAACAUGAUCAUGGAAAGGCUGGAUGGCAUCGAGCGAAACCAGAGACGGCUCGAAGUCGACGUCGAGUCUGCGCAUCGCCAAGAAAUGGAAAGGCUGCGAGCCCUGAUGGAGAAGUAUGAGCAACGCGAAGCGACAUCCCCUACUGCGAACCUCAACAUGGACGUCAUCAACAAGGCUGUUAACGCCGCUGCCGCCUCCGCUCAGAGCUCGAGCCGAGACACAGCCGCCGCAGCUCAGGCCGCGAAGGACGCCGCGGAGGCGGCGGCCGAAGCACGCGCGGCAGCUAUAGUAGACACGUCUCCAAACGUGCUGGAAGUGGCGGACCCCGGCGCGGUACAGAAGACGGUGCUCGUCUCGCUAGAUGACGUGGAGAAGGCGAUGAACAUGCAUCCUGCCGUUGCGAUGUCACGUGCAUUCGGCCGUCCGGAUAAGCGUUAUGGCAUGGAGGUGUUCUGCGCGAUCAACCCCAAAGCAGGGGCCCGUGUGAGUGAGCCAUGGCUGAAGCUGCAUGCGCAGACGGUGCUUCCGGCGGCGUUCGUACCGAAGCAGUUCUUUUUCAAAGAGGAUUUGACGGGAGAUGAGGAACGCGCAACACUUUCCAACGAAAAGCAAUUGAAGCGGAUGUCUGCGUAUGCUGGGUUUAAGAACGCGUCCAAAGUGGUCAAGCAGCCAGAAUGGACGGCGGCGCAGGCAAAGGAGACGAUCGCGUUGGCAGCACAGUCGAAGGGGAAGAUGAAUGCAAGCCCAAAUAGUAACUCUGGCUCGGGGAGGAUGUCUGGAACGCAGUCGGCGGUGCUGACGGGUAACAAGACUGCUUCCACGGGGGUUGCCUAAAGUAGUUGUGCUGCUGCUGCUGCUGCAGUUUUCGAUAGUAUAGGACCCCGAUCGUAAUCGCGGACACGUUCAGUAGACGUGGACGGUUCCAAGCAUGUGGUAAAUUUGUUUUGUUUUAGUAGCGUGGGCGUCGUUGCUAGGUGCCGUUGGCGUGCUCGAAGAACAGCGAGAUAAAGGAUGGCGAACAGCUGCGUAGGUGUGUCGCGUGAAGCGAUUAGAUAGGGACUUUGUACAACAUGUUAAGGUCUUCCGCGGCCAAACGUGCCAUGGCGAUGAUACAAAAAUAGCCUGUUGGCGA
Molecule: messenger RNA, 2884 nt
Organism: Chondrus crispus (carragheen)
Lineage: Eukaryota; Rhodophyta; Florideophyceae; Gigartinales; Gigartinaceae
Product: acid-thiol ligase
Exons: 2
Coding region: 1-2586 (861 amino acids)
Biological process (GO): fatty acid metabolic process
Molecular function (GO): medium-chain fatty acid-CoA ligase activity
Source: RefSeq, a predicted model, not a curated record